GGCUAGGAGGAGAGGAAGCGGUUGCAGUGCACCCAGCCUGCCGAGCAGAGCACAGACACCGACUGCAUGCAGAUGAUAUCACCCAGCACUGUGCACAGGAGAAGGCUUGUGACCUUUCAUUGGAUAUUCUAGGUCAGCACCAGAGCUAGGUACCAUCCUCCUGGCACUGCUAGUGUGUGCAUUAGGGACACCGGCUCAGGCUUUCUUAUGAGGAGCCAGAAGAAUCUCUUCUUUGCUACCAGAGCAGCAGAUCACUGGGAGGAGAUACCACUGUGAUCCACCAGCAGGAUCUGCAGCAAUACAGAUCGUCCAGCAGGCUGCUAUGGGAUGUCAUUGACCAGUACCGACUGCUGACAGGAUACUUUCACCACCAGUUCUGUGUGAUCGCAUCAGUCCCCCCGUCCCGACCACACAUAAGAGCGAUCGUGCAAGAUGUCAACAGCUUUCUACCUACUCACCACCCUGGGGGGUUACCUGGUCACAUCAGUGAUGCUCCUGAAAUUCCCCAACCUGAUACAUAAGAAGAAACAGCAGAAGUUCCGCUGCAGACACAUCUCCCACCGGGGAGGUGCUGGAGAAAAUCUAGAAAAUACAAUGUCUGCUUUUAAACACGCAAUCAGCCUGGGAACAGAUAUGCUGGAACUUGACUGCCAUCUCACGAAAGACGAACAGGUUGUGGUGUCUCAUGAUGGUCACCUGAAGCGGUCAACUGGAAUCAGCAUGAAUAUAUCAGAGCUAAACUACAAUGAUCUGCCUCCAUAUUUGUGCCAGCUGGAUGUGACAUUUGAAAAAGAUUGCUGCUGUGAAGGUGGGGAUGACAGACGAAUCCCGCUGCUGAAAGAAGUGUUCGAAGCAUUUCCAGAAACCCCCAUUAACAUCGAUAUCAAAGUGAAUAAUGACAUUCUAGUGAAAAAGGUCUCGGAACUCGUAAGAGAACACAAGAGAGAGCACCUGACUGUGUGGGGUAAUGCCGACUACCAGAUUGUUCAGAAGUGCCAUAAAGAGAACGGCAGCAUCCCUCUGCUUUUCUGCUCUCAACGGGUUCUGCUCCUGGUUGGACUAUUCUAUACAGGACUUCUCCCCUUCUUUCCACUUUGGGAACAAUUCUUAGAAAUUCCGAUGCCUUCUAUAAUCAUGAAGCUCAAGGAUCCCUCGAAAAUGAGCAGAAGUCACAAGUUUGUUGUGUGGCUGGCAGAUGCAUUAAUUAUGAGAAAGUCCCUGUUCGAGCACCUGAAAGCUCGAGGAAUCCAGGUUUAUAUUUGGGUGUUAAACAAUGAAGAAGAAUAUAAGAGAGCAUUCGAUUUGGGCGCCACUGGCGUAAUGACGGAUUAUCCUACGCGACUGAAGGAAUUUCUGGAGCAUUACCCUCAAUGAGACAGGUUUAAAGAGCCGGUCACCUGAGUGACAUUACUGUACAAUAAGGUCAUCAUACCUCAUGCACGGCCGUCUAGUAAAUACUUAGAUACUUAUACAUAUGUAUUUUGGGGGAUCUUGUAUAGUUUACAUCUGUAAAUACCAGAAUCAGGGCAGAACCACUAUGCUGUAAAGUCAACAACUUUUCCUAUGGACUGAUUGACAUGGAAUGUACACAGUAUUUACUUAUGGGAAACUGUAAACCAUCACUAAGAAUAAAGUCCGAUUCAUAUUACUGUUGCAGGGGAAGGAUGGACACUGAAGACGGAAUGAUGGAUUUUUGUUUAAAGGACUAACUGUAUAUAAAGGGGUUCUCUGGAUGUAAAACACUGUAUGAACUGAGCAUAACAUACAGAAAGAGUCAAAAAGGAUGGUGCAAAAGUGAAGGUCUGUACUUAAAAGGGGUAUUCCGGGCAAAAA
Messenger RNA from Hyla sarda, 1833 nucleotides. It is a transcript of the gene GDPD1, whose product is annotated as glycerophosphodiester phosphodiesterase domain containing 1. The record is from RefSeq and is a predicted model, not a curated record. Gene Ontology annotation, molecular function: phosphatidylcholine lysophospholipase A1 activity; phosphoric diester hydrolase activity. Bases 433 to 1374 code for a protein of 313 amino acids. Gene Ontology annotation, cellular component: endoplasmic reticulum membrane. NCBI's taxonomy places the organism in Eukaryota, Metazoa, Chordata, Amphibia, Anura, Hylidae. The transcript has 10 exons. Gene Ontology annotation, biological process: N-acylethanolamine metabolic process; glycerophospholipid catabolic process.